UAAACGCAGUUAGUCUAUGUUUAAAACUAAGGGUUUUUUCUAACAGUUUUAGAGCUAGAUUUGUCAUAACAUUUUCCUCCGUGUGAUGAUGCUGAAACUUCAGCUCUUCUUGCAGCUAUGACAGUAUUUUGACCAGUCAUACUAAGCAGCUUGAGUGUCACAGUUUAGACAAAGUGAGUAUAUAGUCACACAACCUGAGGGCAACUUGAGCACUAUCCAUGAAAUGUGUUUAGUUUUCUAUGCUGCAAUAUUAUAUGGCCCCAGUUUUUCUGUGUGUGAUACUUUGUUUAAAUGAAGAUCAGUUUAGGAGUAUGCACCAUGUAAGUAAGCACAAUAUCAAUUCAAAAGUAGAUUUGAAUCUAUAUAAUUAAGCAGCAAUCUAUCUAUCUAUCUAUCUAUCGAUCUAAUCUUCUUAACAUGGGUCAGUCAUAAAUUGGUGCUAGUUUUAUUUUGAAAAAUGUCAUAAUGCUGCUGGCAGCUGACUCCCACUAACCAAUCAAAUACUCUCCUACACAAUUACAGGCACUUAAUCUCUUAUAUUUAAUUACAGAUGGUGUAUACUAAAAGAUGACAAUGAUAGACUAUGAAGUAGUGUUUCAUUAGCACAACGUGUGGGCUAAAUAACCUCAAAAAUCAUCUCUGGGAUGUGACAAAGACUAGCUACCUGUUGCGUUUUAUCUAAAAAGCCAUACACCCUAUCCAUUGGGGGUUAUCUGGGCCCUUGUCUGCUUUGUGUUUGUGGGAUUAGAGAGCAUUAUUCCAAUAUGGAGGAAAGAGGUCGCAAAGCUACUACUGUGCAGACGCGGGCACUCCUACGCCUUGAGUCUCCCUCUGCCGUUCAUUGGUCCAUUCAGCAUCUUCAGCACCACGCAGACUGAACAGCGACACACAGCCGUGCAGCUCUCAUCAAAUGAGGAUGCCGCACAGCUUACGCUGGCCUACACGGUUACUAUGAGACUGUUUAUCUGAUUUUUUUUUUUUUUAUUAUUUUUUUAUAGCCGUAAUGCCAUUGUUUCAUCAGUCUAUGUCAGGUGUUUACAGUCGGUGAAUGUACAGCUCACUGUCUCCCUCGUUUUGAUCGCGGAGAACCCGCUGGUGUCGUCUAGCUCUACAAGAGGAAGCUGUUUUCACCAUCACAGAUGCUCGGACUCGCAGGUUUUGUUUAUUUCACCGGGCUUCCCUCCCGUCGAUUCGACAGGCAUGACGGACUGUAACACCGCCGCUCAGGCUUUAGGCAGCAGCAGCAGCAGCAGCAGCAGCAUCUCAUGUACAGUGCCGCAUCAACAAGCCUCGCCGCCCGACCACCGGGUCCCCCUGCCGGCGCCCCGGUGUCCGCCGGUCCCCCGAAGCCUCUUGUGACAUGACAGCACGGGGAAGGAAGAGGAGGAUCAAAGGUUACGGGGCAGGGGUUCAAGCAGGAGCGCGUACGGGUCGGAUUCCUAGAGGAGAGGGCCCACUGGAAACAGAGAGAAUACAAAAAUUGAUGUGAUACUUCAUUAAUCCCUGCAGGGCAUUUCUCUCCUGGCUUGCAGCCUCCAGAGAGGUCAGAGCACGGGGUCAGCCACAGAGCAGGACCCCUGGAACUGCUGGAUGUGCCCAUACAUCAGCCUGAUGAUACAGAGGGAUUGAAACUGGAUCCUAGUCUCACUGGACCCAGCUGCCCCCCCACCCCUCCUGUGAUCCCACUGAAGCCUUAUUGUGAUUCUGAUUUGGGCCUACAGCGUGGUAGCACCCACCUUUGCCUUAAACAGUCUCAUCUGAUGCACGGCCUCAUAGUGUUGAUACUGGUCGAGUCCCAGUCAGCUGUGCUGUUCCCCAGGCCUGUCAGGCUCACUUGGCUGCUCCUGACCAUCACCUUCACCUGCACAGACAUGGGCUGCAUCCAGAGCAUAGCCUGUAACAAGUCACGCAUCAAACGAGAGAACAUCGUGGUGUACGACCUGUCCGCCACCAUAGACCACUGCCCGACUGUCAUUGAGGAGAACUCGCCAAUAGUGCUCCGGUACAAGACGCCCUAUUUCAAAGCCUCGGCGCGGAUUGUGAUGCCCCCCAUUCCGCGCAAUGAGACAUGGGUGGUGGGCUGGAUCCAGGCGUGCACCCAGAUGGAAUUUUACAACACCUAUGGAGACGUCGGCAUGUCGAGCUGGGAGCUGCCUCAGCUGCGAGAGGGCCUGGUGAGGGCUAUCAGCGACUCAGACGGUGUGAGCUACCCCUGGUAUGGAAACACAACAGAGACUGUCACCAUAGUGGGCCCCACCUCCAAGCCAUCCCGCUUCAUCGUCAGCAUGAAUGACAAUUUCUACCCAAGCGUCACCUGGGCUGUCCCGGUCAGUGAAUCCAACACGCCUUUACUGACUAAUAUCAAAAGGGACCAGAGCUUCACCACCUGGCUGGUGGCUCUCAACACCACCUCCAGAGAGAAGAUCCUGCUCCACACCAUCAAGUGGAGGAUGAGGGUCGAUAUCGCCGUGGAUCCGUCCCUGCCUCUGGGCUCCAGGGCCAGGCUGGUGGGCCGGGUGCAUCAGGACCAGCCUCGGGUGCUGACCCGCAUGGAGCCCAUCCCUCUUAACGCCAUGGGGAGGCCCAAUGCCAAUGACGCCCAGGUUCUGAUGUGGAGGCCGAGGAGAGGGCCUCCGCUUGUGGUCAUACCACCCAAAUAGAGCGUUGAGAGAUUUUGAAUGGCCGUUUCUUUUAUCAUAUCACAGUGGGCCACUUCUCCAGUGGAACGGCUAAUGAGAUAAUCAGAUGAAGACAAAAACAGACAAAUGAAGAUCUAUAAGCAGGCUGAGACUUGUAUGAACUGUCGAUGGCACAAAUAAGAGUUGCAGUCUUUUGCGUGUAUAAUCUUGAGGGGACAACUGCCUUAAUUCCCCACUGCUGCCUUUGACGAUCCAGAAAGUAUGUCGGUCUCUACUUCUGGUGCUGUUAAGCUGUUGGGUGUUCAGGCUUUUACUCCAGCCCAGCACAACUGAGCGAAGCAUUGUAUAACUUUGAAAAUCCGCCACCAGUGCUGGGAUGUAACGCAAACCUGUACUGUAGCUACUCAGGCCCAGAAAGAAAUGAUCAAGCAUAAACACAAACCCUGUUUUAAAAAGGUUCUUUGGCCUUAAUGAUGACAUAAUCCUGGCCUGCUCUGUACUGCGCAGUGAAGUGCUGUGUAACCAAGGAAUGGUAUUAGUGUCUAUGUGUCACACAGGUCCACGGAGGAUGGCACUGUUGGGGGGUUUAUUCAUAACAUAACUAUAAUAUCAACUGAAAUGUUACUGGAUGAUGUGCUUUCAGAGAUGAUGUGAGUGUGGGCGUGCAGGCAUGUGUGUAUGUGUUUGUGGUUGUGUGUUUUCUAUAAUGGAGCCCCAGGGUCAGGUCCAGGCUUGCUGCUUUGUCACACCAGACUGCCUCACACACACACAUACAUACAUAUAUAUAUAUAUAUUAUAUAUAUAUAUAUAUACACACACACACACACACACACACACACACACACACACACACACACACACACACACACACACACACACACACACACACACACACACACACACACACACACACACACACACACACACACACACACACAGGGGUGAUUAUGUUAUAUUGUAGGAUCAUUUUUGAAGAUGAUUUAAAAACAGAAAGAUUGUCAGCAUACAUGCAUCCUCAGAGCGACUUUGCUUUUUACAUAUCACAGAAAAUGUAGAAAAACCACAGUUUGGAUUUAGUCAUAUGCGCACACACAGUCAUAAAAGAAGCCCUGUAGCAGGAUUCUUUUUUUCAAUCACAAAUGGCCAGUUCAUCCAAGCUGCAGAGCUUCUCCGUCCCUGCCUUUUGAAACCCAGUGAUGCCUGUGUUGAUGACAGCCUCCUACAGCAGAAACAUGAUCUCGCCUUUUCCAUGUCCCAUCUAAUCAGAUUUGUGAGGUGAAGAAGCAAGGUUACUUCAUUUUACGAGUCAUAAAACGAGUCUGCCCACAGUGGCUGUGAGAGGACAAACAGAGCUAUAAUAUGUCUUCACUCAGUCAGUAUAUGAUGUUGAAGAACACAGAUUGUAGUGAAAGAGAAAUGUAUUUGUACUUGAAGGAUUGAUUCAUCCAAAUUACAAGAAAACAUAGUUUCUCACUUAACUCUAGCCUGUACAAAGCCAUGCAGAUUUUCGGGAUUGUAUGUGUCGAAGUUUCGAAAUAUCUGUCUGUGAGAUACUGCCUCCCAAACAAUGGUGGUCAAUGAAAUUUUGGUAGUUAUCACAGCUUUGAAAAACUUUGAUUGAAUGCAGAGUUAUUAAGAGCCUGCAGCCAUGCUAGCAGUAGCAGUGUUGCUUUGAGCUAACUGCUAAUAUCAGCAUGCUAACAUGCUCAAAAUGACAAUGCUUACAUGCUGAUGUUUAGCAGGUAUAAUACUCAACAUCUUAGGUUUGAGUGUUAGCAUGCUAACAUCCGCUAAUAAAGUACAGCUGAGGCUGAUGAAUGUCAUUCAUUUUGCAGAUAUUUGCUUGUAAAGUACAGGAAAAUCUUAAUUUUUUACAUGAUGAUGGUGCUACAUGAAAAGUUAGUACAGUACAUCCAGAGGGGGACUAAUAGUACCACAUUUCAUGACCAUCCAUCCAAUGCAAGACGUUUCACUAAACCUCUCAGUGGCGCCAGAGGAAAAGUCAGGAUUCAUCAUCUGGGGACUGUGUAUGUUUUUACAAAAUUUCAUGGCAAUCUAUUGUAAUCGUUUUUGACAUCUUCCAACAGAUAUUGCCAUCCUUAGAGUCAUGGCACUAGUAACACACAGUAACAAAUACUCUGCAUAAUGUACAGACUUUGCUAUCAACAGUUUUUAUAAGGACGGUUUCUUCAGUGGAAAGUAUUUACAUUUAUUUACUAUUUGGAAAGAUACACGUUGAUUUUUUUUUAAAUGUAAUUUGUCAAUACUCUAAGAACCACAAGUGGCUUUCUAGUCACCUUCAGUGUGAUGAAGUGGAGACAGAAAUCUCACAAACAGAUAUCUCAAAAACUGCCAAAAUAAAACCAAAACUAUCUACAUACAUUGCUACGUAGAGCUAUAAGUAAGUGAGAAUUUGUGUUUUUUAGAGUUUUUUUUUUAAAAUUUUGGUGUAGUAUUUGGUUUACACAAUUCAAUCUGUUGUGCCAUUAUGAUCUUUUAUAAAAUGUGUUUUUAUGAUGAUUCUUGACUGACAAUGAAAACAAGAGUGCAGCUUACAGAAUACAAACAUCUCACACUCAAGCUGAAUCUGAGAGUAAAAUGUUGCUUACUGUUUUCGAGGCAGGUCUAUGUGCUGUAUUUCUGUUCGUACACACUCAGCGCACAGUGGGCCAGUAAAACAGGUCAUGCUGAACUGCUGAGCUGGUCCAGGUGAGACAGAGAUGAAGAGAGACAGAGGAUGUAACCACGUUAUUUUACCCGUGCUGCUCAUUACUCUUGGUGCAAACCGAACAAGCCUUCACACACACACACACACAUACACACCUCAUCUAGAACGACAGUAGAGCCACGAUCACCGGGAGGACUGUUCUGCCAGUGUAUUGCGAGCCCUGCAACACACUCAUCAUGGACAGUGGAUAUUUUAACAACAUGCCUAUUGUAGCCAUGACACAGGAGCAGUUUGUGAGACAAACGGCAUCUGAGAGCCCACGCUGACAAUCAAGGGAAACAUCUAGAGCAGCACUUUUAACUGGAGAAACUAAGAAGGUGAUCUUUAUUGGUCUGAUUUUAUUCAGAGAAUUGAGGCUUUUAUAGGGUGAAACUAAAUGGAAACUUUUUUUCACAAGUUGCCCCAAUUAAAGUGUUAAAGAAAAUACAUUUAUACUUGACCAUGAGGUCACACACUUGCUGUCUGUGCGUAUCGGAGCUUCAAGUGUCUUUUACAGUAACAGAUGUGCCUGAGGACUCGGGUGGAGCGGUACACGGCACUUCAUGUGGAGAUUGACUCAUUAAUUCCUACUUGUUCUGCUGAUUGACUGGAGUUCAUUGCAGUG
This is a messenger RNA of Seriola aureovittata, 5971 nucleotides long. RefSeq names its product family with sequence similarity 78 member Bb (gene fam78bb). The coding region runs from base 1761 to 2660 and encodes 299 amino acids. The record is from RefSeq and is a predicted model, not a curated record. NCBI's taxonomy places the organism in Eukaryota, Metazoa, Chordata, Actinopteri, Carangiformes, Carangidae. The transcript has 2 exons.